Echinostoma caproni is the source of this 744-nucleotide messenger RNA. NCBI's taxonomy places the organism in Eukaryota, Metazoa, Platyhelminthes, Trematoda, Plagiorchiida, Echinostomatidae. The record is from the annotation of a GenBank genome assembly.
AUGAACACAAAACAGACCAGUCCCGAUUGCGGUGUUCAGUCCAGCACGGACACCACUGACCCGCUUGCACCUCACGAUAGGGCCCCUCGCUUUCAGCAUGUUCAACCAGGAGUGGAAGCGUACCGAGAUGCGACUCGGGAGGCCUUGAACUUUCUGAAUGGGGCCAUAUUACAGAUGACAUCUAUUCCGAGNGCAGCUGAACUUCAAAAAGCCGCCGAUUAUUUGGCACAAAUUAAACUAGAAGAAGAAUUGUUUGAAAAAUCACCACCACAAUGGCGCGACCGGUUCUCCGAACGGGAAUUGGUAACUCAGCGUCAAGCACUGCUUAGAUUAAAGGAUAAAUUAACCGAUCCGGGUGGUCAAUUUCUGGCACGUUAUCGGGCGAAUAUGGAUUUUGGGAAUGUACGCUGCACUAGCGACGAGUGUGCCACGAAUGAACUCACCAAACGAACAGAACAAGAUGACGGAAUCGGUUGGACAGCGACUGCUGUUCGAGCAUCGCAUGCCUGGGCCAUCCAAGAAUUGCGCGGGUUGAAUAGUGAACUGGGACCGUUAGCUGAGGCAUCCAAAAAGCGAAUGGAACAAUACAUGGAUGAGAUGGAUAUUACGGAUCGUUAUAGCGGUUUUCGUCGAAAUCUGGGAUACGCGCAUCGAACGGAUCCGAAUGAUCUCAAAGCUCUUGAGACCGCUUUAGAAUCGACUUUACGUCCACCAGUUGCCCCCCGAUGGAAUCUNAGGUUCUGA